AUGUCUAAUGUUGACGAGGACGUUGGACAUACCGUAGUGCACUUCUUAUACACAGGCGGCUACGAGACAGUCAGCUCUCCUCUCGACGAAGGCACAUCCGAUCUCGCCAGAGAAUACAAGAGGAGCGUUCUAGUCUACCACGCGUCAAGGACCUGGGGCCUUUCUGAUCUUGAAAUUCUUGCUAAGCAAAAGAUGCAGCAAUUAGACGAGGAGAUUCCUGUUCUCGAAAUGCUGCGGGUCAUGAGGGACGUGUUUUCAAGCCUCCCCGCAGGUGAAACCUGGCUUCCGGGUUACAUCGAAGGAAACUUGCAGCGAUCACUGAAGCCUGAAGAUCCAGGUCUUGGUUUACAUGAAUUUUACAAUAUCCUCGGCCAAGACCAUCAAUUUGAUAUUGCCGUGAUGAAAAUGAUUCUCGAGAUAUUAUCCAUUCGCUUACUUUCUGUCAAAGAUCAGCACGCGAAGCAACUGAACGAAGUCUCAACUGAUCUCUCUACUCAAGAGCCUAUUCCCGAAGAGCCUGAACCUGUUCCCGAAGAGCCUGAACCUGAGUCCGAGCCUGUUCCCGAGCCUGAGCCUCUCCCCGAAGAGCCCGAGCCUACUCCCGAAGAGCCUGAGCCUGUUCCCGAAGAGCUCCAUGCUGAAGAAGAUAGCGAGCAGUUGUCUAUUCCCCGAGUGCCUGCUGAUGCUAACGGCUGGUUGGGCGCUCCUGAUCAAGGCCACAUAGCGAGGAUUUCAUGCUCAGACUUAAAUCUGUAUGAAAACUGGGAAAGUCUGUCCCCGAAGAGAAGAGCUAAAAGGGCUAGCAAACUUGGGUCAAGGGGACUCCCCGUCCCAAGAGAGGGCGGCUUCAUUUCAAUAGUUACAACUUAA
Messenger RNA from Penicillium atrosanguineum, 870 nucleotides. RefSeq lists its product as uncharacterized. Bases 1 to 870 code for a protein of 289 amino acids. Lineage: Eukaryota; Fungi; Ascomycota; Eurotiomycetes; Eurotiales; Aspergillaceae. The transcript is spliced from 2 exons. The record is from RefSeq and is a predicted model, not a curated record.